Molecule: messenger RNA, 600 nt
Organism: Triticum turgidum subsp. durum (durum wheat)
Lineage: Eukaryota; Viridiplantae; Streptophyta; Magnoliopsida; Poales; Poaceae
Source: the annotation of a GenBank genome assembly
AUGGCAGGAUCAUGCUGGGCAUUCGCGGCGGUGGCGGCGAUCGAAGGCAUGAACAAGAUUAGGACAGGGGAGCUGGUGUCUCUGUCCGAGCAGGUACUUGUGGAUUGCGACACACGGAGCGGCGGCUGCGGCGGCGGCCACUCAGACUCGGCUAUGGCCCUCGUGGCCGCCCGUGGUGGCAUCACGUCAGAGGAGAGGUACCCAUACGCCGGAUUCCAGGGAAAGUGCGACAUGGACAAGCUCCUCUUCGACCACCAGGCGUCCCUCAAGGGCUUCAAGGCCGUGCCACCCAACAACGAAGGUCAGCUGGCGAUUGCCGUGGCCAUGCAGCCCGUGACCGUCUACAUUGACGCCAGCGGUUUUGAGUUCCAGUUCUACUCCGGCGGCAUCUACCGUGGCCCCUGCUCCGCCAAUGUGAACCACGCCGUCACCAUCGUCGGCUACUGCGAGGGUCCCGGCGAGGGAAACAAGUACUGGAUUGCCAAGAACUCGUGGAGCAACGACUGGGGUGAACAAGGAUAUGUCUACCUCGCAAAGGACGUGCCCUCGUCCACGGGCACAUGUGGCCUCGCCACCUCGCCCUUCUACCCCACGGCUUGA